Molecule: messenger RNA, 1238 nt
Organism: Cydia strobilella
Lineage: Eukaryota; Metazoa; Arthropoda; Insecta; Lepidoptera; Tortricidae
Exons: 4
Coding region: 397-1224 (275 amino acids)
Molecular function (GO): protein binding
Source: RefSeq, a predicted model, not a curated record
CGUCAAUAUUGAUGUAUAUAAGGAUCUGCUCUGGAGUUAAAGAACAGUGCAAAGCGUGCAAGCCAUCGAUAUAGACUUUUUAUUUGUGUUAGAGUUCCAGACAAAGCCACAAAAUGCCUAAAAAGCUUGCCUGCAUGCUUUUUCCUGGAGGUUGUUAUCCCUCACCAAUCCCACCACAGUUACCAAAUCCAUUUCCAUGGGACACAAAUCCAAAGCCGUGGGUCCUACUGCCCCGCCCUUCAGGUGGACCGUUAGGUGGUGGUUGCUUUGGAAAGAAGUAAAUUCCUGUGACAUUAUUUAUAUAGCAGUUAGCAGAGUGUGAACUCUUAAUCGAGUACCGCCGCGGGCUGGAGGAGGUCAAUUAAAUUAUUAAACUAUUGAUAAGAUAUUUAUACAAUGCUGCCAAUAUUAUUAUUAAUGCUAUCAACAGCUUUAGCCGACAACUGCUCGUAUAUAUACGACGGCCAGCCAUAUACUAGAUUAUCAAUACUAACUAUAAAAGGUUUACCAACAAACCUAGUGGUAAACCCAAACAAAAGAGAUCUUCACUUCACAUUGAUUGAUCUAGAAUCGCUACAAAAUGACGACAUUCAAACCAAAAUGGACCAAUACAUACUUAGAAAUGGAGAACCGAUCAAAAUUGACAAUAUCAACGGACAAGCAGCAGCGGUCGACGUCAAAAAUGAUAGAGUAUACAUAGGCACUGAUGAUGGAUUGACUUUGUUAAACAAAACUGACAAAGCCACCUUUGUUAGUUUAAAAGACGAAGAUAUAGUCCAAAUAUUCAAACCAAACCAUGGAGAUGAUCUAUACGUUGUUAUAUUCCCAAACAACGAAGUGUUUAAAGUAAACUUAAAGAAGAAUGAAAAGAAAAGAGUCCAGUAUGUGCCUUGUGCUUUUAUCAUAGCUGUCGACGCUGAAGAUAAUAUCUUUUACGAAUGCGACUCAAAAUACGUCAAGGUUCUACUAAAAGGAUUCCAUGAGCCUAUUGAAUUUGUUGGAAUAGCUAAAAAUGCUGCAAGAGCUAUUGCUAUUGAGGAUAAUCAUAGAGUAGUUUUAGCUGCUAACGAUGGUCUAUAUCACCUAAAAUCAGAUAAUUUAAUUCCUAAGAAGCUAAUGGACCUAGAUUUUGUGCCUGCAGGCAUUGCCUUUGACGAUGAUGAUUUCUAUGUAUCUACGAACGGGAUGGUGUACAAAUAUAGUAAUGACGAUUGCGAGGAAUAAAUUAUUUGAGAAUU